This is a messenger RNA of Closterium sp. NIES-65, 1509 nucleotides long. NCBI's taxonomy places the organism in Eukaryota, Viridiplantae, Streptophyta, Zygnematophyceae, Desmidiales, Closteriaceae. The record is from the annotation of a GenBank genome assembly.
AUGAUUUGCACGAUCGGGCCUUUUGGGCCUGGGUGGGAAUUGUUGGGUGGACAUGCAGCAUCCCACCCAUCCCACCCAUCUCACCCAUCCCACCCAUCCCACCCAUCGCACCCAUCCCACCCAUCCCACCCAUCCCACCCAUCUCACCCAUCUCACCCAUCCCACCCAUCUCACCCAUCCCACCCAUCUCACCCAUCCCACCCAUCUCUCCCAUCCCACCCAUCUCUCCCAUCGCACCCAUCUCUCCCAUCCCACCCAUCUCUCCCAUCGCACCCAUCCCAUCCGCCAGCUCCAACAGUGGGCUGUGAUCCCAUAGACACGCUGCCGGUUACUCACUUUCCCCCUUCACUUCACUCCCUGCAUAAUCUCCCUUCCCACUCAUCUCACCCAUCUCUCCUACCAGCCGCCACCCCCCGUGAUCCCAUGGACAUGCUACCGGCGUCUCUCUGGCACCGAGUGUUCCGCUGCCUGCUGCUGCCGCCCGGCUCCUCGCACCCCGAGAACCCCCUCGUCCACAGCAGACGAAAGACGCCCUGGUAUCUCACCGCCACAACACAGCCCCCAGCGGGCAGAAACCUGCCCGUGAAAUUUGUGGACCCUGACUUCACGGCAGUCGGGCAGCACCGGAAGAAUGCGAAGAGUUACGGCAGCGGGUGGGCACUGCUGUGCUGCGCCAUGGCCAGCAAGAGGCUCCUCACGCUCGUCCUCUCCUUCUCCGUGAGUGCUGCUCUGUCUGUGCUUGACUUGAUGUUUGGAAUGCCUCGGCUGUCCCUCGCGCUCACCUACACACACAUCAUGCUCCUCUCCCACUUUCAUAUUCCCUCCUCCAUUCGCACCCAUCCGUCUCUGCAGGCCCAGCACCCCAUAUGCUUGGUCUACAACGAUCUGCACCCGCAACGGGAGAGGAGCGCCCAUCACCCCAUCUCCUUGGUCUACAACGACCUACACCCGCAGUGGGAGAGAAGCGUUGCCUUCUUCCUGCGCUGGCGCGGCCUCAGGUCCCUCGCCCUCACCUACACGCACAUCAUGCAGCUGCACACGCUCUGCUCGCAGGCCGAGUGCUCCUGCUCCUGGCGCGGCCUCAAGUCCCUCGCCCUCACCUACACGCACAUCAUGCAGCUGCACACGCUCUGCUCGCAGGACCAGUGGCAGUUCUCCUCCCUCACCUCGCUCAGCCUCAAGCUGCGCGGCUGUGUGGACUCCGCGCAUCAGUUUGACACAGUGGAGCAGGGCGAUAGGGAUGAGGUGGAGGAGGACUACUGGACGCACUCCUUUGACUGCCCACGUCUGCAGCGGCUGAAGCUGGGCCGCGGCAAGGGGGUUCUACAAGCAAUACCCUCGCCUGUCAGAAUCAAGUGCGCACCACCCAUGGACACCUCUAUUGCCACCGCAGCACCCAUCCUGCUCAUCACUGCACACCUCCCUGUCACACACCUCUCACAGUUGUCUACCUUGCAAACUCACAAACUCCGAUCGAUUUCUCCCCUCUCCUGUCGUCUCGUGGCAUGA